Molecule: messenger RNA, 645 nt
Organism: Helobdella robusta
Lineage: Eukaryota; Metazoa; Annelida; Clitellata; Rhynchobdellida; Glossiphoniidae
Exons: 7
Coding region: 1-645 (214 amino acids)
Biological process (GO): exocytosis; synaptic vesicle priming; synaptic vesicle fusion to presynaptic active zone membrane
Cellular component (GO): SNARE complex; plasma membrane
Molecular function (GO): SNAP receptor activity; syntaxin binding
Source: RefSeq, a predicted model, not a curated record
AUGGCCAAAGAUAAUAAAUCGAAAGGUAACCAAGAUGGCGGAAGGAAUUCCCCGACGGAUUUGCAAGAGAUUCAACUGCAGAUGAAUGCAACUACGGACGAGUCACUUGAAAGCACACGACGCAUGCUGGCUCUCUGUGAGGAGAGUAAAGACGCAGGCAUAAGGACACUUGUUAUGUUGGAUGAGCAAGGAGAGCAACUGGACCGCAUAGAAGAGGGCAUGGACCAGAUCAACCAGGAUAUGCGCGACGCUGAGAAGAAUUUGGAGGGGAUGGAGAAGUGCUGUGGUCUCUGUGUGCUGCCCUGGAAACGAACAAAGAACUUUGACAAAGGAGCCGAGUGGAACAAAGACGACCAAGGAAAAGUGAACACGGAUGGACCCCGCGUUGUCGUCGGAGAUGGCAAUAUGGGACCAAGUGGCGGAUUCAUUACUAAAAUCACCAACGAUGCCCGAGAGGAAGAGAUGGAGCAGAACAUGGGCGAGGUGAGUAACAUGAUCAGCAACCUCAGAAACAUGGCAGUCGACAUGGGCAAUGAAAUAGACUCGCAGAAUCGCCAGAUUGAUAUCAUCAAUCAGAAGACAACAUCGAACCAGUUGCGUAUAACGGACGCUAACAAGAGAGCCAGCAAGUUGCUGAAGGACUGA